Rhagoletis zephyria (snowberry fruit fly) is the source of this 954-nucleotide messenger RNA. The record is from RefSeq and is a predicted model, not a curated record. Lineage: Eukaryota; Metazoa; Arthropoda; Insecta; Diptera; Tephritidae.
AGGCACACACCAUUCUAUGAGAUGCGUCAGCCGGAGUUUCGAAUUUAUGAAAUGAACAAGCGGCUUUGGCAAAGGUCUGAGGAGGCAGAUAAUUUAUGGUGGGACGCUUUUGCAACAGAGUUCUUUGAAGAUGAUGCUACUCUGACGGUGACUUUCUAUCUAGAAGAUGGACCUAAACGAUACACAAUCGGUCGUACUUUGAUUCCGCGUUACUUUCGAAGCAUCUUCGAAGGUGGUGUCACUGAACUGCAAAUUAAUCUCAAGCAUUUUAAAGAAAGCUACCACAACACCACCAUCACUCUUGAUUGCGAUCAAGCUUCCAUUAUAACUUAUCAUGGCAAACCAAGCUACAAGGAAAAUUCCGUUUUUGUCUGUACCGAAGGAAGACUGAUUCUCGAGUUUGCAUUUGACGACUUGAUGCGUAUUAAAUCAUGGCAUUUUUCUACAAGACAUCAUCAAGAGCUCAUUUCAAGAAGCCUGGUGGCCAUGCAGCAAGCUCAACAAGAUCCAAGCAUGAUGGAACAGUUGACAAAGAACAUAACCAGACAAGGGCUGACUAAUUCCACUUUGAACUAUCUCAGAUUGUGUGUCAUUCUUGAGCCAAUGCAAGAGUUGAUGAGCAGGUACAAAACAUAUCCACUCAGUCCACGCGAUUGUCUAAAGACGACGCUAUUCCAAAAAUGGCAACGAAUGGUGGCUCCACCGGAAACGUCUAGACCUCCAAGUAAAAGAAGAAAAAGAAAAUCUUCAACAAAUGCUGGUGCGACAACAGCCAGUAAAAAGAAGAAUAAUCAAAAUAACAUGAGUCCAGUUCCUCCUCCGUUUACUUUGGCCACUCAGGAUGUUAUGGUUGUUGGUGAACCAUCACUGAUGGGUGGUGAAUUCGGCGACGAAGAUGAACGACUUAUAACUAGAUUAGGUAAUACGAUUGAUUUCCCUUCUCAAAAACACUAA